Grosmannia clavigera kw1407 is the source of this 1062-nucleotide messenger RNA. RefSeq names its product alcohol dehydrogenase 1. Gene Ontology annotation, molecular function: zinc ion binding; oxidoreductase activity. The record is from RefSeq and is a predicted model, not a curated record. The transcript has 2 exons. Lineage: Eukaryota; Fungi; Ascomycota; Sordariomycetes; Ophiostomatales; Ophiostomataceae. Bases 1 to 1062 code for a protein of 353 amino acids.
AUGGCAGCACCAGAGAUCCCAACGGAGCAGUGGGCACAGGUCAUCGAAGUGUCGGGCAAGCCCCCCGUGUACAAGAAGAUUCCCGUGGGCAAGCCGGCCGCCGAUGAGGUGCUGGUCAACGUCAAAUUCUCGGGCGUGUGCCACACAGACCUGCACGCGAUGAACGGCGACUGGCCGCUGGAUCGCAAGAUGCCGCUGGUGGGUGGCCACGAGGGUGCCGGCGUGGUGGUGGCCAAGGGCAACUUGGUGAAGGACCUGGAGAUUGGCGACCACGUGGGCAUCAAGUGGCUGAACGGCUCGUGCCUGGCCUGCAGCUUCUGCAAGCAGAUGGACGAGCCGCUGUGCCCGCACGCCACCCUGUCUGGCUACACAGUCGAUGGAACCUUCCAGCAGUACGCCGUUGCCAACGCGGCCCAUGUGGCGCGCAUUCCCAAGCACCUGCCGCUGGAAGCCGUCGCACCAGUUCUCUGUGCUGGUAUCACCGUGUACAAGGGCCUGAAGGAGUCGGGUGUGCGGCCUGGCCAGUUCGUCGCCAUUGUCGGUGCCGGUGGCGGUCUCGGCAACAUGGCUCUGCAGUACGCCAAGGCCAUGGGCAUUCACACCAUCGCCAUUGACGGCGGCGAUGAUAAGCGUGUCAGCACGCUCGCUCUGGGUGCGUCUGCCUACGUCGAUUUCAUGACCAGCAAGGACCUCGUGGCCGACGUCAAGGCCGCCACUCCCGACGGCCAGGGCCCCAACGGCGUCAUCUUGCUGGCAGUGUCGGAGAAGCCGUUCCAGCAGGCGGCCGAGUACGUGCGCCCGCACGGCACCGUCAUCUGCAUCGGCAUGCCGGCCAACGCCUACCUCAAGGCACCCGUCUUCGACACGGUCGUGCGCAUGAUCACAAUUCGCGGCAGCUACGUCGGCAACCGCCAGGACUCGGCCGAGGCUAUUGACUUCUUCGCCCGUGGCUUGAUCAAGGCGCCAUUCAAGGUCGUCGGUCUCACGGAGCUGCCGUCUAUCUACGAGAUGAUGGCUGCAAACAAGGUUGUCGGUCGCUACGUCGUCGACACUAGCAAAUAA